Molecule: messenger RNA, 588 nt
Organism: Adineta ricciae
Lineage: Eukaryota; Metazoa; Rotifera; Eurotatoria; Adinetida; Adinetidae
Source: the annotation of a GenBank genome assembly
AUGUUUUCAUGCAAACCUGAUCCGACAACAUCGUCGUCGACAAUCCCUCAUGACAGAAAACAAUAUGCAGGUGCAUCCACAAAUUAUUGUCGAUGUUCCAAAACGGAUAAAAGUGGCAUGUUCCAUAUUGGUGACGCCAACAAUUAUGAACAAAAAGCAGAAGCUUAUCGAGAAAAAACGAAGGAGUAUAUUGAAUUAGAAAAUGAUCCCCUAUAUGUAGUUUUUGACAAGGCAGUCAAUUUGCUCAAUGAUCUUCGCUCGAAAAAGCAUAUUUUUGCAUGGCAAUUUGGUAAAAUGAUACCGAAACGAGAGGACGCUCAACUAGCUUAUCUGUAUUUUGUUCCAAAACCACAUAAGGAAGGAACACCAUUAAGACCGAUUGUGUCCUCAAUGCAUAUGCCAACAACUGCCAUUUCCAAGUUUCUUGAUCGAUUAAUUCGACCGUUAUUUGAUGAACAUAUUCGUCCAACUGCAAUCAUCGAUGAUGCUGAUCUCAUUCGACGACUUCAAACAUACACUGAAAAUAGCUAUUUUACAGCACAGAUUUAUAUACAAUGUUACAACAAGAAGGAUCUCUCGAUAGUCUAA